AUGGCAUCGAUGACACCCGCACCCUCGACGACGCCCCACCCGGCGAUCCUGUAUGUCCUGCCGAAGGAGCAGGUCGCCCGGGCGCUCGGCGACUUCGUCCUCAAGGCCCAGGAGGAGGCGCUCUCGAAACGCUCCAAGUUCACACUCGCCGUCUCCGGCGGAUCGUUGGCCAAGACGCUCGUCGACGGGCUCACUGGCCGGGCCGAGGUCAAGUGGGACAAAUGGGUCGUCUUCCUGGCCGACGAGCGGGUCGUCCCCCUCGACCACGAAGAUUCUAACUACCGCAUCGUCCAUGAAGGCCUGUUCAGCCAGGUGCCCAUCCCCACCGAAAACAUCCAUCCCAUCUCCACCGAGCACCUCGACGACCCCGAGGAAGUCGCUCACGACUACGAGAAACAGUUGAUGAACGAAUUCGCAGGCAAGAAUGCGGUGGCGUUUCCCCGCUUCGAUCUGAUUCUGUUGGGCGCGGGGCCAGAUGGCCACACAUGUUCGCUGUUCCCGGGGCACGAGUUGUUGAAGGAAGACUCGGCCUGGGUGUCCUGGCUGACCGACUCGCCCAAGCCGCCCUCGACCCGGAUCACGCUCACCUACCCCGUCCUCAACCAUGCCCACAAGGUAGCCUUUGUCGCCGUCGGCGCCGCCAAGAAAGACGUCAUCCAGAACGUCCUCGACUCGCCCCAGCUCGGCCUGCCCUCAUCCCUCGUCAAACCUAUCCCCCCCGGCCAGGUCUUUUGGUUCGUCGACGAGGCCGCUGCCUCGCAGACCCAAUACGUCAAGACCGACUUCAAGCUCUGA
Messenger RNA from Puccinia triticina, 795 nucleotides. RefSeq lists its product as uncharacterized. NCBI's taxonomy places the organism in Eukaryota, Fungi, Basidiomycota, Pucciniomycetes, Pucciniales, Pucciniaceae. Gene Ontology annotation, biological process: carbohydrate metabolic process; pentose-phosphate shunt. Gene Ontology annotation, molecular function: 6-phosphogluconolactonase activity. The record is from RefSeq and is a predicted model, not a curated record. The coding region runs from base 1 to 795 and encodes 264 amino acids. The transcript is spliced from 4 exons.